Molecule: messenger RNA, 1241 nt
Organism: Bombyx mandarina (wild silkworm)
Lineage: Eukaryota; Metazoa; Arthropoda; Insecta; Lepidoptera; Bombycidae
Gene: CPR135
Product: cuticular protein RR-2 motif 135
Cellular component (GO): extracellular matrix
Source: RefSeq, a predicted model, not a curated record
GUCCUAGCUUAAUUAGUUUUGGCCAAAGUUGAGGUCAAUAUUCGAAUUAAGACUUAGGAAACUCUGGACUAGAAGAUUCCGGACUAGUGAACUAUUAUCCUCCAUGCCAUCAUUCUUUGUAUGCUAAUAUUUUAUGAAGAGUUCGGCAGACGUCCUGCGUGCGAAGACCCAAUUACAUAUUAACGCACGUUUUCACCGGUCGAAGGACGCCUGAUGCAACCCUCGUUUUCGUUGUUCACCGCACGCACGGAACGUUCCGUAUCCGUUAAGACGUCAGGACUCGAAGGUCCUGCCCGAUCUAUAAAACGCCUCAAAUUAUCCGAAGCUAAUCAGUACGUUUCUAUUGCAAGCUGGUCGGUGCGUCUCCGAUAAAAUGAGCUUCGUUGUCGCGGUCAGUGUCGCCGCCAUGAGAUUCAAUCGAUUCGUAAUGACCCUUCAUUGAGGUGUUUAAUGUAAUGUUUCAGGUGUCUUGUCUUCUGGCUGUAACGGCGUUGGCUAAGGCCGACGAUUCGUGGGGGGGUCUUGUGUAUGCCCCGCGUCACGCAUCCGUUGACUAUUACGCGUAUCCCCGAUAUGCCUUCGAAUACUCAGUGAACGAUCCCCACACUGGAGACAAGAAAGCGCAAUGGGAGAAUAGGGACGGAGACGUUGUUAAAGGAGCGUAUUCUUUGGUAGAACCCGAUGGAAGCAUACGAAUAGUAGAGUACUAUGCUGAUGCUAAGUCUGGUUUUAAUGCUGUCGUAAAACGCAUCGGACCAAAUCUGCAUCCACCUACAGUCCACGCAGCACCGAUCUCUCCUAUAGUAGGACCAGUGGCAAAGCUCGGAGGUCUCGCUGCCGCUCCCCUCAUCAGCGGUCCGUUGUACGGAGGAGCAGUGUCAACUGCGUCAUUAUACAAGGAUCACGCACCAGCUGUAAUACCGGCACCAAUUCUACCAGUUUCUUACAAAGCACCGUUGCCGUAUGCUCCAGCUCCAAUUUGGCCCUCUGCUGCUUAUCCAACGCCAAUAAUCAAAUCUGGUCCCAUAUUAUCGGCACCGAUUUAUCCUGCAGCUCUGCCAGGUCUGAAAACCCCGUUGAACUUAGGUGACUACGGCUCGCUGGGUUUAUGGAAUGAUGGACUGUUCAAAGCUCCAUUGGGACCGAACAACUAUUUGGACCACCUUGGACACGGACUCUUAACAAAGGGAGCUUAUCCUUCAUUGGGACCAAACUACAGCCUGCUCGGUCUGAAGCACUAA